Sorex araneus (European shrew) is the source of this 3612-nucleotide messenger RNA. RefSeq names its product Kin17 DNA and RNA binding protein (gene KIN). Gene Ontology annotation, molecular function: double-stranded DNA binding. NCBI's taxonomy places the organism in Eukaryota, Metazoa, Chordata, Mammalia, Eulipotyphla, Soricidae. Bases 51 to 1229 code for a protein of 392 amino acids. Gene Ontology annotation, biological process: DNA damage response; DNA replication. The transcript has 13 exons. Gene Ontology annotation, cellular component: nucleus. The record is from RefSeq and is a predicted model, not a curated record.
UUCCGGUCUGCAGGGCGCAAGAGCUGAGGGCUUUGGCCGCGCCGGUCGCGAUGGGCAAGUCGGAUUUCCUGACCCCGAAGGCCAUCGCCAACAGGAUCAAGUCCAAGGGGCUGCAGAAGCUGCGCUGGUACUGCCAGAUGUGCCAGAAGCAGUGCCGGGACGAGAAUGGCUUCAAGUGCCAUUGCAUGUCCGAAUCGCAUCAAAGACAGCUGUUGCUGGCUUCAGAAAAUCCUCAGCAGUUCAUGGAUUAUUUUUCAGAGGAGUUCCGAAAUGACUUCCUGGAGCUGCUCCGGAGGCGCUUUGGCACCAAGCGCGUCCACAACAACAUCGUCUACAACGAGUACAUCAGCCACCGUGAGCACAUCCACAUGAACGCCACCCAGUGGGAGACGCUGACCGACUUCACCAAGUGGCUGGGCAGGAAAGGGCUCUGCAAGGUGGAUGAGACCCCGAAGGGCUGGUACAUUCAGUACAUCGACCGGGACCCAGAAACCAUCCGCAGGCAGCUGGAGCUGGAGAAAAAGAAGAAGCAGGACCUUGACGAUGAGGAAAAAACAGCCAAGUUCAUCGAAGAGCAAGUGAGGAGAGGCCUGGAAGGCAAAGAGCAGGAAGUCCCUGUUUUUACGGAAUUAAGCCGGGAAAAUGAUGAAGAAAAAGUCGCCUUCAACUUGAACAAAGGCGCCUGCAGCUCUGCGGCCACCACCUCCAAAUCCAGCUCUCUGGGGCCGAGCGCCUUGGCCACUCUCGGGCCUGUGGCGUCGGCCAAGCGGAAAGAGUCUUCGCAGAGCUCGGCCCAGUCCAGGGAGAGGAAGAAGAAGAAGUCUGCGCUCGAUGAGAUCAUGGAGAUUGAAGAGGAGAAGAAGAGGACUUCGCGGACAGACUACUGGCUGCAGCCGGAGAUUGUCGUGAAAAUUAUGACCAAAAAGCUUGGCGAUAAAUAUCACAAGAAAAAGGGUGUGGUGAAGGAAGUGAUUGACCGGUACACGGCUGUGGUGAAGAUGAUGGACUCCGGGGACAAGCUGAAGCUGGACCAGACGCACCUGGAAACUGUCAUUCCCGCCCCAGGGAAGAGAAUCCUGGUUCUGAAUGGCGGCUACAGGGGGAAUGAAGGCACUCUGGAGUCCAUCAACGAGAAGACGUUUUCAGCUACCAUCGUCAUUGAAACGGGCCCUUUAAAAGGACGCAGAGUUGAAGGAAUUCAGUAUGAAGAUAUUUCUAAACUUGCCUAAGUUUGAAAAUUUGUUAACAACACAUUAAAAUCCUAAAGCAUCAAAUUGGUGUUCGCCAAGACAUUUAGACUCUACUGUGUUAGGGUGUUUCUUCUGUAUAAAGCAAAUGAAUUUAUUUAAAUCAGACUGUAUAGUUGUUUAGCUAAGCUAGCAAAAUGUCUUAAUUAUGUCGCAAGUAUCCAGAUGUGUUAUUUUGUCCUCGUUAUUUUUUUUGCUUUGUAAUAUUGAUGAUUUUUUUAUCUUCAUUAAAGAAUGUUAUUGUCAAGUUUUAUAUAACACACUUUCGGAGUAGAGAAUUAGAGGCAAUUCUCCAUAUACUCAAAAUUUAUACUUCCCGCUGUCCGGUUGUAUUGAAAAUGGAUAGUUACAUUUUGAAAAUACAUGAAGGUCUUUCUACACUUGCCAAAGUGAAAGUUUGUCGACGGCACCAGCGACGCUCGCCGAGGCCCGACGGGCGGCUGUGCCAGCAGGAGCCGCCUGUGGAGACUGGUCCUGGCCCGGCCCCAGAGGAGGGACGGCUCCUUGGCCCCGCUCUGUGCCCUGCCCGCUGCUCUGCCCCGGGCUCGGUGGCUUUUCCCCUCCUGAGCGUCUCUCCACGGGAAUCCCGCUGGCCCAGCGCCCCCGGGGCCAUCCCCGCCCCAGGCCAGCGCAGAGGUUCCCGCCCUGCAGCUGACCCUCCUCCGCAGAGCUGCGAGACCUGUGCUCUGGAACCCCGUCCCGCCAGGCCACUGGCCUUCCUGCCUGCAGCGCUGACCCCUCAUGGCUGAGGGCCGUGUUUGUUUGCACUCUGGGCUCUGGGGAAUCCUGGUGCCCUGGCCGCUGUGCAUGAGAUUCUGUGGGAGCACUGUUCAUGCUGUGUUCCAGUACAGCCCGGCUGCGCAGGGCUUUCUGCCACUCUGUCAGAGCGGCUGGCGCCCGGUCUGCUGCCUCGAGCAGUGAAUAGCGUUGGGUUCCUUGCCUUCUAGGGUGCAAAGACAGGGAACCCACCUCCCUGCAGGAUAGAAAGGGAGGGUGUGGGGGGCUUAUCUGCACGGGAGCAGUGCCGGCUUCCCGAGCAGUGGGAAUCAGAGUUGGACGCUAAUGAGGGCCAGCACUUGGCAUCUGGGCCGCUGUCACUGCAUUCUCAGGCUAGUGCUCAGCUUCUCGGCCACUGUCACUGCAUUCUUAGGCCAGCGCUCGCAUUGUCACUGAAUUCUCAGGCUAGUGCUCAGCCUCUCAGUCACUGUGACUGCAUUCUUAGGCCAGCGCUUGGCCUCUCAGCUGCUGUCACUGCAUUCUCAGGCUCACGCUCAGCCUCUCAGUCACUGUCCCAGUGUUCCCAGUCUUUCUUCACGACAGCGACAGCCAGCCCUCCGUUUUCUAGCUUAGUGCAGCCAAGCACCUGAAUUGAGUCUUGGGCCACACCUGGGCAUGGUCCACCAGAGAAAGGGGUCAGAAUGUCACUGUGUCUGAGAGAGGAGAGUGAGGAGCGUCAUGUGGGGAUUGGCGACAGUCGGUGAACUGGAGGGUUCAGAUGGAGUGAAAGGCCAGCUUAGGGAAAUGAAUUUGGAGCAACUUACCAAAAUCUUCCCCAAUUUCCCCUGGCCCCAUACUGAUACCAGUAUCUGCCUCCAUUUCCAUUUGGGACCGCAGGGUUGGAACAUGGACCAGCCUUGAUUGGGAAUCAGUAGGUUGACCAAAGGGGUCCGAGAAAUGUCCGCUAAUACUGCCAAAGGAAGGGGAGUCCUGUUCUAUCAAAAGAAGGAAGUACCUUGGUUUAUCUGUUUCCUGGGGCUAGUUCAGGGAGAAGCACCAACACAGACAGCCAGUUUGCAGUGUGGAAACGUGUUAAAAAAAUGCCACCACUAAAGUCUUGUAAAAGGGAUUUAACACGGGAACUAAAGCAGAGGUCAGAGGCGAGCCCACUGGGCCGAGGGCACACUUCACGUGUGGGAGGUCCAGGUCACGCGGGGUCUGACUCCACAGCCAGACGGAGCGAGGACUGAGGAGCGUUACCGUGAGACCUGGGCCAGGUGGGCAGGAGAGCGGCUGUGGGCUGCCUCGCCUGAGACGUGGUAUUGCGAGGUACCGAAACACCAGCACCUGGUUCGGGUUCAUUUUUAAUAUGCAUCAAGACUUUGUUUCCCCCAGCCUCUGGACCUCACCCAGCAGUGCUCAGCAAACUCGGUGUUCUGGGGGACCGUGUAUGGUGCCAGGGACUAAGGCCAGGCCAAGCCCCUGCAAGGCAAGCAGCUUAAGCUCUGUACUCUCAGCCUCCAGCCCAAACCCUGAGACCACCCCCACACACUUCUUUUGUAUUUGUUUCUUACAGUUGCCAAUUUUUCAACUCAAAACCGGUUUAAUUUUCAAUAAUUUAGAAACAUGGACUUCUAACAACCCUGAA